AUGAGUUCUGACAGUGGGGGUAAAGACCCCAAGCAUAAUACUAAGAAGAGAAAAGUAGAUGAAGUACAAGAUGAUGAGUCUAUACAUGCACCAUACUACAAGAAGAACCAUAUACGUUGUUAUCCUGAUAAUUCUCCAGGUUGUAUAUUUCCUGUAUACAUACAAAGCACAAAUGACACUGUAAAGUUUGGAAACAAGGACCCUAUCUACCUAAAUAGCAUUUUUAGUCGGUACAACAAGGGAGUCAAAGAAAUAAAACGAGUGAAUGCAAUGCGGUAUGCUGUUAUUUUUGAUAAUGCAAAGAAUGCUAAUGCGUUACUGUUUAACUCAACAUUCUUGUCUUCUCAUGACAUCAAAGCCUUCAUCCCUGCGGCAACAUCAGAAUGCAUAGGAGUUAUACGAUACAUUCCCACAGAUCUUAGCUGCAAACAUCUAUUUGACAAACUUCUCAGUUCACAGGAGAUCCUGGCAGUCAGAAGGUUCACGAAGCGCACUCCUGAAGGUAUCAUCCCAUUGCAAACUGUAUCUCUGACCUUUGCAGCGGAAGCCUAUGCAAUAUAUACUGCAUUGCAAUAUAUUGGAGGAAUAAGAGAUGAGAAUACUUUCUUGAUUGUUACCGACUCCUUGAGUGUCCUCACUUGUCUUCAAAACACUCAUAUUCAUUACAAGACCAACAUCUACAUAACGAAAAUAAGAGAAAUAUUAUUGAAUAAUGAUUGCAAGCAAAUAGAGUUUAUGUGGGUCCCCUCGCAUUCUGGGAUUACUGGCAAUGAAAUAGUGGACAGAUUGAUGAAGAUAGAAAGUCCAUAUAGUGGCGAUUCACGGUAUCCAGCGCCCCCUGUACCCAUCUCAGACUAUGACUCCAUCUUGAAAACCCGUAUGUUCGAUAAUUGGCAUGAAGAGUGGAAUAUCACUAAAUUAACCAAAGGAAAAUGGUAUGGACAAAUACAACAGAAACUUCCAAGAAAACCAUGGUACUGCAAGUCGCAAAGUUCUACCUCAAGAAGUUUCAUCACUACAAUGAAUCGCUUACGACUUGGACACGCAAAAUUUCCAACCCACCUUAAACGGAUUAAAAUGGUCACUACAGAUAAAUGUGAAUUUUGCCAGGCAGAUGCGGCAGACUUAGACCAUCUUAUUCUUCAGUGCCCAGCCUUUAAUUUGGAAAGGCUUCUGCUAGUGGAUGGCUUACUGAAGAUCUAUCAAGAAGAUGAAAAUAUUCCCCGCCUCUUGCCAUCCAUACUAGCGAAUGAAAAGACGUACCCACAUAUUUACCAGUACAUUGUAAAUACACAUAUAAAUUUAUGA
Molecule: messenger RNA, 1308 nt
Organism: Ostrinia nubilalis (European corn borer)
Lineage: Eukaryota; Metazoa; Arthropoda; Insecta; Lepidoptera; Crambidae
Exons: 2
Coding region: 1-1308 (435 amino acids)
Biological process (GO): DNA replication, removal of RNA primer
Molecular function (GO): nucleic acid binding; RNA-DNA hybrid ribonuclease activity
Source: RefSeq, a predicted model, not a curated record